Molecule: messenger RNA, 1916 nt
Organism: Dermatophagoides farinae (American house dust mite)
Lineage: Eukaryota; Metazoa; Arthropoda; Arachnida; Sarcoptiformes; Pyroglyphidae
Source: RefSeq, a predicted model, not a curated record
UAUGAUUCAUAUUUGAAUUUUGAAUGAAAAUAAUUUGAAAUCUGAAAAUCAUUUGUAUUUUUUUUUCGUUGAAAAUGAAAUUCUACAACAUUUUGACCGUCGCUACUAUUGUCAUUUUAGUGGCUUUUUUCGAUAAUGUUCAUGCCGAUUCACAAGCACAAGAACAAUGUCGCCAAUUACAUCAUGUUGAUAUUGAUCCAUCUGGUACAAAAUUUCUUAAUAAUAAUUGCCGUUUAAAUUGUAAUAUUCAUGGACAAAUUUAUGGCCACAAUAUAAAUGAAGGUCGUACUUGUAUGAUUGGCCAAACUAAUUAUGUUUGUCAAAAUGGUGAAUGUGUUGGCCAUAAUCGACAACAUGUUGGCCAUAUUGAUAUCGAAUUGAUUUCGGCAUCAUUAUAUGAAAAAGCCAAUGCAUAUGCUACUGUUUGUAUAAUGAAUAAUUCAUUGCCCAUAUCGCUUCCCAUACAAGAUCGACGAAACUGUAUCUCAUGUUCGACACAUGUGAAAGAAAAUACCAACUAUCCAGUAUGGAAUGAAGUAUGUGUCGGUUCCAGUAAUUAUUUAUUUGUCAGUGAUUCACGUGUUACAACUGAAGUAUGGGAUCAUCAUGGUUCAAACAACAAUGUUUUCUUGGGUGGUGUCACAUUAACCAUCGAUCAAUUGGUCAAUCAUGGUGAUAAUCAUCGUCAAAUUAAUUUGGCUAUGGCUGGUGGUCAUAAUCCAGGACAAUUAAGCACUCGUAUUACUUGGACACAGCGUACUUGAUUAUGAAAAAUUUAAUUGAAUUGAAUUGCAAAAUGCAAAAUGCAAAAUUUCAAAAAUUUUAUUUUUAUUUUUUCAAAGAGUAUCAUUGGGUAACAUUGAUGAAUCGGCCGUCCUAUGUAGCCCAUAUAAAUUUUGAUUGAAUCUUCCUCAUGGAAGGGUCAAUAAAGCUUUUUCACCAUUUUCAGGUUUCUAACCCCACCCACUUCCGCUAGAGCCAUACACGUUACUUUUUUUUAAAUCUCUUCAAAUCGCUCCUGAACAGCCACCACUUGGAAUAUUUUUGUGAAACUCGGAACAAUUAUACGUCGCACCACACGGUUCAAGAAUCAUGUCAUAUGAAUUUGAUAACUCCAGCCUCUAGAGGUCAAAGGGCAAAAAAUUGUCACUCCUAACAGCGAAGAGGUAUACGCAAAUUGACAUUUUUUUAAAAAAACUAUUCCAUUUUUUUCUUAAUUCUGAAGUUUUGAUAAAAAUCAAAGUUGUGCAAAGUUGUUUUCCAGCCCAAAAACCAUCAAAAAAUCGGCCAAGAUAGCUAUUCCGUUUCCUGAACAGCCGUAUACAUCCCAAAUAACGCCGUAUACGAUCGGCUGUUUUGCAGUAGAUCAUUCAUAAAUGCAAUGAUAUUUAGAAUGUACACGGCUGUUCAGGAAACGGAACAGCUAUCUUGGCCAAUUUUUUGAUGGUUUUUGGGCUGGAAAACAACUUUGCACAACUUUGAUUUUUAUCAAAACUUCAGAAUUAAGAAAAAAAUGGAAUAGUUUUUUAAAAAUGUCAAUUUGCGUAUACCUCUUCGCUGUUAGGAGUGACAAUUUUUUGCCCUUUGACCUCUAGAGGCUGGAGUUAUCAAAUUCAUAUGACAUGAUUCUUGAACCGUGUGGUGCGACGUAUAAUUGUUCCGAGUUUCACAAAAAUAUUCCAAGUGGUGGCUGUUCAGGAGCGAUUUGAAGAGAUUUAAAAAAAAGUAACGUGUAUGGCUCUAGCGGAAGUGGGUGGGGUUAGAAACCUGAAAAUGGUGAAAAAGCUUUAUUGACCCUUCCAUGAGGAAGAUUCAAUCAAAAUUUAUAUGGGCAACAUAGGACGGCCGAUUCAUCAAUGUUACCCAAUGAUGCUCUUAAUAAAAACAAAAUAAUAAAAAAUCAUUCAUAAACAAAA